This is a messenger RNA of Dovyalis caffra, 174 nucleotides long. The record is from the annotation of a GenBank genome assembly. Lineage: Eukaryota; Viridiplantae; Streptophyta; Magnoliopsida; Malpighiales; Salicaceae.
AUGGAAGGCCAUGGAGCAAGCUUGGGUUGCAUAGGAUCUUGUGGGGAGCAUGGCCCUGCAUCCGAUUUCCUUUCCGAAUCAAGGACAGGCAAGCAGACCACUGUGGCUAUCCUGGGUUUGAUCUAUCCUGCUCAGAGGGCAAUGAUACAGUGCUUGAGCUGCCAACUGGAGUGA